Molecule: messenger RNA, 3150 nt
Organism: Carassius auratus (goldfish)
Lineage: Eukaryota; Metazoa; Chordata; Actinopteri; Cypriniformes; Cyprinidae
Product: short stature homeobox protein 2-like
Exons: 5
Coding region: 208-1110 (300 amino acids)
Biological process (GO): regulation of transcription by RNA polymerase II
Cellular component (GO): nucleus
Molecular function (GO): DNA-binding transcription factor activity, RNA polymerase II-specific; sequence-specific double-stranded DNA binding
Source: RefSeq, a predicted model, not a curated record
GCCAGAUGCUCGUCACGUAUAAAUAGUGUGACUUCAAUAGUGAGUGUGCAGCAAGUCCACACACUCCGCAACCAGAGGAAUUGUCAAAGAUCUCGUCACAUCACCUCGCAUUCAGGCCGACAGAUCGAGCGUGUUAUGGUACACUGCUGAGGAUCUAAAGAAGAUUGUUUCUUCUUCUUCUUCUUCUUCUUCUUCUUGGGCGCAGUGAUGGAAGAACUCACCGCGUUUGUCUCUAAAUCUUUUGAUCAGAAAGUGAAGGAGAAGAAGGAAGUGAUCACGUACCGGGAGGUGCUGGAGACCGGCUCGGUGAGAAACAGGGAGGGUCUGUCGGUGGAGCCGGUGCGCGAGGAGGUGAACAGCAGCAUCACGCGGAGCGGCGCGCGCUCGUCUCCGGUCAGAGACGAGGACAUGCUCGCGUCCGAGAGAACCAGAGACUCCAUCAGUCCCAAACUCACAGACGGUAACACAGAAAUGAAAGAACGCAAAGAGGAUUGUAAGCCGCUGGAGGAUGAGACACAGACUAAAAUCAAGCAGAGAAGGAGUCGGACUAACUUUACCCUUGAGCAGCUGAACGAGCUGGAGAGACUGUUCGACGAGACGCACUAUCCAGACGCCUUCAUGAGAGAGGAGCUGAGCCAGAGACUCGGGCUGUCGGAGGCCAGGGUGCAGGUCUGGUUUCAGAACCGAAGGGCCAAAUGCAGAAAGCAGGAAAACCAGUUACAUAAAGGAGUUCUCAUCGGAGCGGCGAGUCAGUUCGAAGCGUGUCGUGUCGCUCCAUAUGUCAACGUGGGAGCUCUGCGCAUGCCUUUCCAGCAGGAUAGUCAUUGCAACGUGCCGCCCUUCUCCUUUCAGGUGCAGGCGCAGCUGCAGCUGGACAGCGCCGUGGCGCACGCGCACCAUCACCUGCACUCGCACCUGGCGGCGCACGCGCCCUACAUGAUGUUUCCCGCGCCGCCGUUCGGUCUGCCCCUGGCGACGCUCGCGGCGGAGUCCGCGUCAGCAGCGUCGGUGGUGGCGGCGGCAGCGGCCGCGAAGAGCACCAACAAAAGCUCGAGCAUCGCGGACCUGAGACUGAAGGCGAAAAAGCACGCGGCGGCGCUGGGGCUGUGACGUCACCGAGCAUCGCACGAGACAGAAUGACGCACUAUUUAUGUUUCCUUAUGAAGGACACGCGCGAGAAAAAGGAGGAUAUUUAUGAGAACACAAACUGUGAAGUGGACAAACUUAACGUGGAUCUUUUCGCGGAUGGACGGACAACUCUACAAAAUGUUGAACUACGAGAAAAACUAAACAAAGUUGAUCUUUUAGUGAACUUUUGCAGAAAUCAAGAAGCUGAAUCUGAAUAUAGCCUAAUGAUAUCUACAGCGGCUGGGACCACUGUUCGGCGAGCAUCUCUGCUUUAAUACGUUAUUAAUUCAUGGAAAUAAAGAGGCUGGCCUCGUUUUAUUUGAAACAAAGUUUCUCUGUGGAUAUUUGUGAAAUAUUCCAGAAAUCACCUUUGUUGCCAAAUAUGAAACCUCCAGUGUUAAACAUAUCUUCACGGAUAAACACGAUUUCAGUGGAAGUUUAUGCUCUCUGAGAUUAAAUCAGCAUUAAACGAAACGAUGAUCAUCCCUUUGCCUGGUAAUGAGUGGAUUGUGAAUCUAAUCAGAGAUCAGGAAAUGAUUCAGUGGAGAUCCGACAGAUGGCCAUUUCACAUUAACACACAUCAGGCUUUUACUCUCGGUGUAGAAAUAUAAAUCAGGUAAAACACUCAUAUUGAUAAGUUACGGCCACGAGUGAAAUACACAUGUUAAUACAGACAAAAUGGUUUUGGUAGGUUUAUGCUUCAUCGAUGCAUUGUGGGAGCAUUCUGGAUUUUAUCUGUUAUUUAUUUUCGUUCGUGUUCCUUCAUCUCUUUCUCCGUGUGUCUGACAUGGGUCUCUAAAUGUAAGGGUUAUAAAAGGACAUCGACCGCGCGCACUCAUUUUAAUAAUAGGCUAUUUAUGAUUUGAUCAUGACUGUGAAACGAGAGCUCACUUCAACACCGUGUGUUCGAUUCAUAAAAUAAAUGUUAAAAAAAAAGAGAAAAAUUAUUGUAGGAUAUAUGUGUAAUGGUAUAAAGCAUAGGCUUAGUUCGUAUGAUUGAUUUUUUUAUUUUUACUUGUGCAUAUUAAUGGAAGCGCUGAAACAGAUUCCUUCGUUAGAAUUGCUCUUAUAAUUUAAUGUCUUAAAUUAUACGAUGGAAAUAGGCAUAGUUAAAACCCGUUUCUGUUUUUUUUUUUUUUUUUUUUUUUUUAUGUUUCUGUUGUGAUAUCAUGCAUUAUAUAAAGUUUGUUAUUAGUAAUGUAUGUUAUUAAUAACGUUUCGCCGAAAAUCAAUUUUAUACAUGACUAUGUAAAUACAUAUUUAUUUAUUAAGGAAAAAGGUUGAUGAUCAAAUCUUUUUCAGCUCUGGGUGACUGAAAAACUCAGAGACUCCGCUUCACAGAAAGCGCUUCUUCUGCUGUGAACAGUCAAACUAUAACACUUUAGAAACAGAAACCAAGAGGAGGAAUAAAUAUUUUCAUACGAAAUGUUUUUGUUUUCUAUGUUUUGUCAGAACACGUAAUUUUAUAGUUUACCUCUCACUCGCAUCACUCCUGUCGAGAUCUGAAGCGGUUCUCUUGGGAAUCUGAUAAAUACUAAAUAACAUCUCCUCUCGUGAUUGACCUGUCUGGUCAGAUUUCUGUCUGGAUACAAACUUAAAUUGUAUGGCCUAUUAAUGAAUACAGUUUUAAUAAAGAGCGCGUGUGUGUCCAGCUCUGGGCUGCACUGAAGGAUUGAUUCCUCUUACUGUUUAGUUGAGACAAACUUGUGAAUGAGGAAGCGCUGUUCAGAGAACACGAGCUGAGUUUAACCCCAAACCGGAGAAAACCACCAGCUGAUUUGGACAGGGAGCUUUAAAUAUAUAGACUACUUCAUUUUUCUAAGUGGGGUCAGCCCGGCACAAUUAUGAGCUUGAACUAGAGCUAGAAGUGAUGUGACAAAUUAGAGAGCUAGACUGCAUUAUAACAUUAAAUAUAACAAUAACAACCUACAUUCUGAAAUUACAUUAUGUUAUUAUAUUAUGAAUGAAUUCUUCCAGCUGCUGUCCGGCCUUUACAGCAAUGGCCUGUAAAAUGUGUGACUA